This is a messenger RNA of Diprion similis, 1512 nucleotides long. RefSeq lists its product as uncharacterized. Bases 1 to 1512 code for a protein of 503 amino acids. The transcript is spliced from 4 exons. NCBI's taxonomy places the organism in Eukaryota, Metazoa, Arthropoda, Insecta, Hymenoptera, Diprionidae. The record is from RefSeq and is a predicted model, not a curated record.
AUGAAACUUGAUGCCGUUACAGUUCUCAGUAGUUUCGACUUAGGACGAAUCAAAAUCCGUGUACACAGAAAGUUGACCAAUCGCAUGCCACUGACAGCAACACCGAUCAACACAUUGAUUACUAAAGGUAAGCCGCUACUUAUACACGAGGGCUUCGUAUAUUCGCGUCAUCGUGAAAACGAGGAAGCGAUUACUUGGCGCUGCACUUUGUACAAGAAAUUAUCUUGUAACUGUUAUAUUCGAACUACUUCCGAUAAGCGCACAGGCUCUGUCGUUGGUGAUAAACCCGAGCAUAAUCAUGCUCCGAACGUUGCGUCCGUCGAGAGUCGCAAAGCCCAAGAAAAAAUGAAGAAACGGGCUGCAAAAUCCAGUGAGGCUACUGGUGUUAUAAUCGACGAAGUAUCAUCAGGUCUUUCGGAAGCUGCUGUUGCCGAAUUACCGAAUCGUGAUACUCUGCUACGAAGUAUGCAACGUGCUCGAGCUGCUAUUUGCAUUCCGUUUCCAACUCCGCACUCGAGAAGGGAAAUGAUCAUUCCGGAGUCGUACACCGUUACGUCAAAGGGGGAAGUGUUUUUAAUGCACGAUAGUGGAGGCGCCAAUCGUUUUUUGGUUUUUUCUACUCAGCAAAACCUCCAAUUGUUGGCCGAGUGCGAUGUUUGGCUCGGGGACGGCACUUUUACAUCUGUUUCGUCAAUUUUUUUGCAAUUGUAUACAAUUCAUGGCCUGCGUGCUAAUAAGAUAUUGCCUUUGAUUUAUGUGCUUGCUCCGAACAAGACAGAGCGUUUGUAUACAAAGUUCAUGCGGUGGCUCUUGGAACAAGACCUUCAAUUUAAUCCGAGAAGGAUCAUAAUAGAUUUUGAGUUGGCUGUGAUAUCGGCAUUACAAACGUGCUUUCCGAAUGUAGAGAUAAGCGGGUGUUUAUUUCAUUUUGGCCAAUGUAUGUGGCGAAAGAUUCAAGCUUGUGGCCUACAAUCUCGCUAUAGUCGAAGUACCGAAUUUGCGGUACAUAUUAAAAUGAUAAUUGCUUUGGCUUUCGUUCCGAUUGAUGAUGUUGUUGCUGUGUAUAAAGCGUUAAUCGAAAGCGAAUAUUUCAAGCAACAUGCCAAUGAACUGAAAGAUAUAGUUCGGUAUUUCGAGGAGACAUACAUCGGUAGCGAAGUUAGGGGGCAUUGGCGUUCACCUCGAAUUCCGGCAAGCAUAUGGAAUUGUUAUGCGUCCGUACUUUCUGAUGAACCACGAACGAAUAACGCCGUUGAAGGGUGGCAUAACGCUUUUAAUCGCCGAAUCAGAAUUGCUCAUGCAUCGAUGGGACAAUUUAUCGAUGCGUUGAAACGUGAGCAAAGUGCGACGGAGGUGGUCAUGGCGCAAAUUCGUGCGGGUUGCGAAGUUGCAAGACCACGUCGUCGAGUGUAUCGUGAUUACGAUGCGCGAUUAAAGCGUGUCGUUCUGGAAUACAGUCGCGAAAAUAGUGUUGAUUAUUUACGAAACAUCGCGUACAAUAUCAGUUUGUAA